UUUUAUAUAUGUAGUGGAGCGGAUACCGUUUCAGGAAACACCGGCCACCCCGAUAUCCACGUGACCCUUCACCCUAGAUGGCGCCUUGUGUCCGCGCAUGACAAGGCAGACCAACGUGGGCACUGUCCAUUCGACCGGCAUCUCUUAUCGCUGUAGUGUCCGUAUGCUACUGGACCUACGUCGUCUCCACUCCCUGUUCGUGUCUGGUUCUACACCAUGUGUUUAUGUAUGGCUGCAGGUCUUUAGUGUAUAAUAAAGUUUGGAAUCGUCCUACGAGUUGCCUUCGUCAUUUAGAAUUUAGUUGUCUUCUGUGCCAAACCCACCACAGAAACUUGGUAGCACGAGUGGGGUCAGGAAGAGAGACAACACUGUUCGAUCAGAAGGCGUCUCAGAAUCUGCUUCCUGACAACCGAAACUAAGAAAGUGACAACCAGACGUAGAUGUCAACAAGUAACAGUUAGUUUAUUCCUGUUUCUGUACUUUCAAAUAUUUUCUAUUUUUUGUUUUCUUCUUUUUGUUUCAGGGUAGUUAGAUUUAGUUUAGUUUAUUUUAAUAUAAUUUGCUUAUAUUUUCUUAAUUGUGAUUUUACUUCGCUUGAACAUUGUUUCUGUUGAGAUAGAUUUUGUUAUUAGGUUACUAUUAUUGUUAGAGUUUCUUAAGACCUGCAGCCAGAUGGAGAUGGUGGAACCUAGUUCAGUGAAAGGGAGAGACUUGGGUCCCACGUGCAGUGGAGGAGAGCCGGAGGGAAUGGAACGUGUCCCUAAAGGGAUGUUGACUCGACUACAAGCUGAACUUGAGGCAUUGAAGCUGGCCUGCCAGCGCCCUCACUACAUCAUAGAACCUGCUAGAAAAAUGAGACAGUUCAGUGGGGAUGGCAGAAAUGUUGAGGUUUCAAUUGAAGAUUUCGUCAGAGAAAUAAGAGAUCUAUGGGAACUUCGGCCUUACCUCUCGCCUCAAGAGAAGACAGCAACCAUCAUUGCGAAUAUAAGUGGUUCAGCUAGAGUAGAGGUAGAUCUUCAGCCACCUCAUAUCAGAAGUGAUCCAGAAGCUCUGCUCGAUGCACUUACCUCUGCGUUUGAAGUAAUCAUACCUGUGCGAGAGGCAGAGAUUACAUUUCUGAUGUCGCAGCAAAGAAGACGUGAGUCACUUCUUGAAUUUUCUCACCGACUAUUUAAGGAGUUUACAACGGCCAUAAGACAAGAAAAAAGAGAAGGAAUAGAUUGCUUCAAGGAGGAAAGAUUGAGGGACCAAUAUGCCUAUGGAGUGAGAGAUCCAGAACUUCGCAGAGAGCUGUUUAGGUUCAUAGCGCAACAUCCCCAGAUAAGUUUUCAAAGUCUACGAAACUAUGCAUUCAAGUUGGAGAACCAGAACAAAGAUGCAGCUCGAGCCCAAGAGCAGUGGUCUGAGGUUCUCUUAGCAAAAUUGGCCAAGUUAGAGAAGCAACUUGAAGAGAUAAAGGGGUCAGGCUAUAACAUUCUGCUAAGUUCAACUAACGCUAACCCAAUCUCUAGUCAACAACACCAGGGGUCUGGUUAUAACAGUCUGCCAAGCUCAACUAACCCACUUUCUAGUCAACCACAUAGUCAACGCAGACCAACACAAAGACACACGAAACAUAGCAACCAAAACAGAAUUCGACCAACAGCACCGCCGGGUCUUGUGUGGUCAAGGACGAAGAGAGGAUUCUUCCCAUACACUGAUGAUGGAUCACCAGUCUGCACCCAGUGCUGGGAAGUUGGACAUGUAAGGCGUCACUGUCAGCAAUCACCACAACUCACAGCUGAGGUUCAAUCUGUGAGCAACAGUGAACCCAUUGUUUCACAGCCAACCCACCAAGUAGAACAACGAACCAAUGAGCAACAAGCUGAUGCAAUGUACAAUACAGAUGCAAGUCACUCAAUUCAAACAUCGAGAAAUAGAAACUUUAACUCUGGGCAGCCAAACAAGAACAGGCAUAACAGAGUCCGGAGGCCAGAUAGACAAAGAAGAAACUACAAGCAUUUUAACCAGCCACAAAGACUAUUUCGCUCACUGCUCCCUAUCACACUUUCUACAGCUUCCCAGUCAUUAUGUUUAGAGAAAGACAGACCACUCUGUAUGACCGAUGGAACCAGCACGUUACAAACUGGAAAGAUGCUUGUCGUUCCAGAAGACACUGACAAGAAACAGUUGUUUCGGUUUUCAGAAACCUACUAGGCUGAACGCCCCGGGACGGGUCGUUUCAAGCUAGGGGCUCUGUAGUGGAGCGGAUACCGUUUCAGGAAACACCGGCCACCCCGAUAUCCACGUGACCCUUCACCCUAGAUGGCGCCUUGUGUCCGCGCAUGACAAGGCAGACCAACGUGGGCACUGUCCAUUCGACCGGCAUCUCUUAUCGCUGUAGUGUCCGUAUGCUACUGGACCUACGUCGUCUCCACUCCCUGUUCGUGUCUGGUUCUACACCAUGUGUUUAUGUAUGGCUGCAGGUAAUUGCAUUUUACUUUUUUAUGUUAUAUUGUAAUUUUAUUUAGUAGUCUACAUAGAAUAUCACUAUCCCCGGAUUUCGUCCAUAUUGUUGGACUAUCGUUAUUUUUAGGAAAUCAGUAUGUAAAUGUUUCCAUUUGUUGAAUUGUGUACCUUUAGUAUACCAUACGAAUUAGAUCCUAUAUAGAAUGUUAAAUGUCCAUCUUGUUAAUCUAAUUCUACAACCAGUGUGUGGAUACUGGCUUUUAUGAACCAGUUGUUCUAUUUAAUUGUUAUUGUCUCUUAUUUUUUAUAAUGUUAAGGGUGUUCCAUAUCUCUCUUGUGUUUGUAUAAGAGAUGGUUGGCUUACACUAUAUGAUUUUCUUUUCGUUUUUUUGUUAAGAUUUAAUAUUUAGACUUUGAUGUUGUGUGUGCAACUUGGUCUAACCAGUUAGGCUUAUUAAUUAUUUUUAGUUAAUGCUCAUUAGUUAUUAUGUUUUAUGUUU
This is a messenger RNA of Biomphalaria glabrata, 2948 nucleotides long. RefSeq lists its product as uncharacterized. The record is from RefSeq and is a predicted model, not a curated record. Lineage: Eukaryota; Metazoa; Mollusca; Gastropoda; Planorbidae. The coding region runs from base 673 to 2196 and encodes 507 amino acids. The transcript has 2 exons.